This is a messenger RNA of Lobosporangium transversale, 811 nucleotides long. RefSeq lists its product as hypothetical. Lineage: Eukaryota; Fungi; Mortierellomycota; Mortierellomycetes; Mortierellales; Mortierellaceae. The record is from RefSeq and is a predicted model, not a curated record. Bases 111 to 665 code for a protein of 184 amino acids. The transcript is spliced from 2 exons.
UCUUUCACAGGUAAAAAAAAGCCUUUUGCUUUGGGUUUUUUAAAUGAAUGCUACCUCUUUUGAUAUACUAGAGUGACCCUGUUGCUACCUCUUUCUGGUUUUAACAAUAGAUGGGCAUUGAGCUGAAUAAUGCCUGGACUGAAGCGAAUCGCCACCGCACAAAGCUUAUUAGUGACUUUGAGCUCCGUCAUGAAUGCUGUGGCUACAACCAUAUCUCAGAUAGACCUUUCCCGCCUAUAGCCCCAAAGGGCUCCGAGAAGCCCAAGGACCGGACUUGCAGUGAGAAUGACGCUUAUGGAUUCAAGGUGGCUUGUAAGGCUGAUCUUACCAAGGAUUUUGAACGAUGGCAUAAAGGAAUCCGAAAUCUUUUGCUUGGCCAAGUGACCAUACUGCUCCCACUCAUGUUGUUAGUCAUGACUCUUUCUGCAAUCAACUUCUUGAAACUCAGGGGCUGGAAGCAAGAAGAACUUGAAGACGCAAAGACACAAGCAGAAGCAUCAACAAUCGUGCCGGUGGUGAAUGGAAGAGGGGAUACUCAGUAUGAGCGCCCUCUACUGGAGGACGCGAGUCCUCGCAAUGGAGAGACACCGUUCCUGGUCAAUGUCGAGACAGAGCCAGCGAGGUUUACUCACGAUCGCCCUGUGGUGCAGCCGAGUUUGAUCUAAAGGGGACUGUGGCAGCAAGCGGCCCAUGUAUCGGAUUUAUAUUAAGGACAGUGGAAAAGGAAACGGAUGUAGUUUGAAUAGUAAACAAAACAAAAGAUUCAAAUUAUUGUAUGGGGAUUGGAAGCACUGUUUACAUGAACAGAUUU